This is a messenger RNA of Trematomus bernacchii (emerald rockcod), 3805 nucleotides long. RefSeq names its product transmembrane protein 145 (gene tmem145). The transcript is spliced from 15 exons. NCBI's taxonomy places the organism in Eukaryota, Metazoa, Chordata, Actinopteri, Perciformes, Nototheniidae. The coding region runs from base 28 to 1683 and encodes 551 amino acids. Gene Ontology annotation, biological process: G protein-coupled receptor signaling pathway; response to pheromone. The record is from RefSeq and is a predicted model, not a curated record.
AGCAGAGGAGCGGCAGCCGGGAGAAAGAUGGAGGUGAGGGUCGGGGAGAGACUCCUGUGCAUGGCUCUGCUGUGCAGCGGCUUCUUCGUAGAUUCAGUCCUCGGGAAAUAUGUCAAAGGCAUCGUUAACACUAAAGAGGACUGGCUUUUCCUCACUCGAUUCUGCUUUCUCACCGACUUCGGACGUCUGGACUUCCGGUUCCGCUAUCCAAAGUCUCGCUGCUGUCAGAACAUAUUGCUCUACUUUGAUGACAGUUCUCAGUGGCCAGCUGUGUACAAGAAUAACGAAAAGAACUGCUACCAGAAGGAAGCGGUGCUGAGGCCCGAAAACAAUCAGGUCAUCAACCUCACAACACACUACACCUGGUCAGGAUGUGUGGUGGAGGGCGACGGGAACGAAGAGGUCCUGAGUUGCGUGGGCGGGCGUAGUUUCCGCUCCGUGAGGGAAAGAUGGUGGUACAUCGCCCUCAGCAAGUGCGGGGGCGAAGGCUUGAUGCUGGAGUACGAGAUGAAGCUGACCAAUGGCCAGUCUUUCUGGACGCAGCAUUUCUCUGCAGAUGAGUUCGGAAUCCUGGAGACGGACAUCACGUUCCUGGUGAUCUUCUUCCUGGUGUUCGUCCUCUCCUGCUACUUCGCCUACAACCUGAAGGGAAGACAGCUUCUUCACACAACCUACAAAAUGUUUAUGAUGGCGGCAGGUGUGGAAGUGCUCAGCCUGUUGUUCCAUUGUGUCUACUGGGGCCUGUACGCUACAGAUGGAGUUGGCAACGGCAGCCUGAAAUUACUCGGGAAAUUACUGUUCUCCGUCAGUUUCUUGGUGUUCCUGCUGAUGCUCAUAUUGUUGGGCAAAGGGUUCACUGUCACCAGGGCGAGGAUCAGUCACAGCGGGUCGGUUAAGUUGAGCAUCUACAUGACAGUCUACACAAUCACCUACGUCAUCCUCUUCAUCUACGAGGCAGAGUUCUUUGACCCAGGUGAGGUGCUGUACGCCUACGACAGCCCCGCAGGAUACGGGCUGAUGGGCCUGCAGCUGCUGGCCUACGUCUGGUUCUGCUACGCCGUGCUGGUGUCUCUCAAACACUACCCUGAGAAACAACCCUUCUACAUCCCUUUCUUCACCACAUACACACUAUGGUUUUUCGCAGUGCCUGUUAUGGCUCUGAUCGCCAACUUUGGGAUUCCUCGUUGGGCUCGGGAGAAGAUCGUGAACGGCAUUCAGCUCGGCAUCCACCUCUACGCCCACAUCGUCUUCCUUGUUAUCACACGACCCUCAGCAGCCAAUAAGAACUUCCCAUAUCACGUCCGGACGUCUCAGAUCGGGAUCCUGCUGUCCAGCCCAAAAGCAGGCGAAGGGGCGGAGAGUUUCCCCCAUCAUGCAUAUGGAAACGGUUCCUUCCUGGGAGACUCGCAACCCAACUUCACUGAGCUCUUCUCCAUCCAUUCAGAGCCGGUGAAGACGGUGGAGGAGACGGUGGCCCGUAAAGGAGGCGAGGUGCCGAGGAACAGCGAGCAGAAGAUCAUCACCACCGCUGCUGAUUUAACGGCGAUAUUACCCCCUCCUCUGCCUCCGAUACCCCCACGCCAGACCUCACGCUCCCCCCCGCUGCCCCCCCGGCUCCCUUCCUUCACAGAGUAUUUCAGCAUGCAGAGCGGAGGAGGAGGAGCGUUUGGGACGAAGGCAUGAGGCAGGACAGAAGGAGAGGGGGGGAAGGAAUCAAGGAAACAGACAGACUGACAAUGCAAAGUAGAGAAAGAGAUAUGAAGGUGUUACUGUUCAAUGACAGCCAAAAAAAAAGUGUGCAUGGAUGGACGAUGAAGAGUAAUCAUCAGGAAAGCAAAUCCCUAAACGGUCUCUUUUCACCUGCAAAUGGAAAUAACCUAGAAAAGUGAGGGAGGUAAGGGCUGUGAGAUAGGAGAGCAGAGCGUGUUAAAGAAUAAAGAAGCAAUAAAUAUUUGAAGUUGACCAGUAAGAGGCACACAGGGAGAAGGAUGACAAAGUGGAUGUAGCCAGAGCAAUAGGAUGAUAGCUGUGCACCAGGCGGAAAUGAACAGAAUUCUUGAAAUACUCCUGAUCAAACAUUCAUGAGGCAUUGAUGGUGUGUCGGUAGGAGUUUGUAAAUACCUAAAACCGGAGAUAACUACCACUCUGUAUAGAUUAAUUAAAAAAAAAGGAAAUUGUUUGGAUUUUUUUUUUUUUUCACAUCAAUAAAUUCCUGUUGGUGCUGUGACCAUCAGAAAAAAAUAACUCAUACCAUUACAUUUAUCCAAGUCAUGUAAAAAAGAAAAAACAAGACUUUUUUAUGUUUGACACAUUUUUGAUAAAGCAUAGAUAUUAUAUGGAGUUUGUUGGGUUAAUUUAUAUUCUUAUAUGCCUUCAUUGCAGCUGGUUAUUCUGGAUUGAUGUGUAAAUGUAAAAUGUCACGUUUACUGUGGGCACUUCUAGGUACUCGUAAAACACGCAUGUUUGUAUCGUAUUUCCCGUCCUGAUAAAUGUAACUCCACGUGACCAUACAAUAUUCGCUUAUUGUGUGUAUUGAGAUCUAUACUUUUGUGAAUACAUACAAUAGGCUUAAGUAUAUUUUUGACUGGAUGAAUUCUGGUGAUGGAAGCCUUGCGCUGUCUAAAACAUAAAACCAAUAUUACACUAUGUCAGUUUUAGUUUAAUUUGAACUGAAGUGCAGAAUAUUCCUGCUUGAAAAUGUCAUAUCUGUGUAUGUAGACGUUGGUGAAUGUACUGAUGCAAUACAGCACAAGGACAGGGGUGAUUUUGUAGUAACUGGAAUACUACAAUACUCGUUUAGUAAUACUUUCAACAUCCAGGAUGUAAGAGCAGGGGAGGGGGGGAUGCCUUUUUUAAAAUACAAGUUACUUCAUUGUCACCCCUGUCUAGUACCUGAAUAUUUGUUGGCUUUAUUUCACUUUUGAAUUCCAACGUUGCGAAAAGCUGAACAAAUAACACUAGUUUUGUAUCCCCUACCAUUGAGCUAUAACAAAAAAAGCCUUGUAGAUGAACUGUGAAAACGGUAACACAUGUGUACAUUUUGUCUGUCCUGCAUGGAGCACUUUAAUGUUCCUGGUCUUAGUCUGUUUAUUCGUGAUGCCGUCACCUUAUAGGACUGCUUUGAAACCUGUAUUCACGCCACUUACACGAGUAGUAUUCUACAUUUAUACACCUGUAAAUACAGUCAUGUCAUCGACUGGCAAAGUACCAUGCUAAGUCAAUGUAAUUUAACAUUGAACUGUCAUUUGAAAUUGUCCCUGAGUUUACCACUAGCUUUCUGCAAUCCAGAAUAUGCUUAUUGAUUUCUGAAUUGUAGAAAUGGAUCUGAGUUUAUAGUCCACAAAUGUAUCGAUGGCAGUCUUGCUGUAAUGGAGUACUGUAGGAUGUUAGGACUGUGGUGUGUAACUUGUAAGAUUGUAGUGAGAGGUGUAACGUAGUCUGUGAAACCGAAUGAUACUUGAAUUAGAGUAUUAGUCGUUAAUUCUGAUUGUUGGCAUGUCUGCCAUUACUUGACUUAAUAGACACAGACAUGCUCACUGACACUGUAUCACCGCUUCAAACUUUGUGUAUAUGGACGUACAAUUACAGAACUGAGACACUGGGAGUGGGAGAACUUGACGCAAAGAGAUUAUGUAUGCAUGACAGACAACAGCACAGCUUUUAGGCUACUCAGAGCGAUCUGGUUAAGAGCACAUCACUAAAGCACUGUUCAAAUGCAUUUUAAUGGUGUCAAAUGACAACUCUAAACACGCUGUACAUAUACACUUUUUGCCAAAAUAAUUAAAAAUAUAUGGUUUUAUUAGAA